Temnothorax curvispinosus is the source of this 1688-nucleotide messenger RNA. RefSeq lists its product as uncharacterized. The transcript is spliced from 4 exons. Lineage: Eukaryota; Metazoa; Arthropoda; Insecta; Hymenoptera; Formicidae. The record is from RefSeq and is a predicted model, not a curated record. Bases 979 to 1599 code for a protein of 206 amino acids.
ACGCGCGCGCGAUGUCAGUGUUACGCCGACUGCUACGCGCUGAAAGUGCCGGACCUGUUUUAAGUGAUAAAAGUGUAAUCAAGGUUGACCGGCGGCGGCGGCGGUGGCGGUGGCGGCGGUCGAUCCCUUUGCAUAAAUCGUGAGACCAACCCGCGCGUUGGAGACUGCGAAAUAAUCAAGGCUAACUGUAACUCGCGCCGCGCGUUUUCUCAAGACCUAGAAUCGGCGUACCUACGUGUUUGAAGUAACAACAUUCGACUUUACGCUCCAGAAGUUAGUCUUUUUUUUUCUUUUUGGUUUUGCUCCUUUUAGGCUAGGAGCGUUAGCGCCUUUUCAACCCUGCCUUUGGGGCUACGGUCAACGUGACGCUACAAUGCUUUGGAGCGUUCUUCUUUUCUUUCUUUCUUCAUUGAAAGAAAAGAGAAGAGGAAUGCUUCGAAGCAUUUGUAGCGUCACGUUGACCGUAGCCUGGGUUAUAUAGCGAAUUACCCAGCCGUUAGUCAAUGUUAAUCACGGUUAACUCGGUUUCCCCCGUCUCUGUUUACGUUACAGAUAGAGUUAAGCAAAAAUAACAUCUCUAUAUGUCCGUUACUUCGAGCGUUCUUAAAACGAGCGUUCGGGCACGUACGAAUGUUUCCAAUAGCGGCGAUAUAAUCCGACGAACCGUGGUAUCGAUACACGUCGGUGUAUCUCGUUACUCCCUCGCGAGAUACCCUCUCGCGCGGCACAAAAGCUCUAACGUAGAAAAAAUUUGACGUUAGCUACAGGGCGUUAGCUUUGUACCGCGCGCACCUGCUAUCAGGUCUGACACUUCCUUCUCCCGCCGCGAGGGAAAACAAAUUCAACCUACAAAACGGAGGGCGUUAGCGCACGGUGAAAUUAUACGAGCCACGCAAGCUUUCGCAAAAUCAACCGUUCCGACAUUACGAACGCCGUAUUGUCGGGUACCUUUGAAUCCUUCGAGCAAUUAACGCCGAGAUGGACGCCGAUGAAUUCAAUCGGAAUUUCGGAGGGUGUAUCGAUCGUCACGCGGCUGCGUCUGGCGAGAUCGGAGCAAUGAACAUCGACAGCGUCGAUUUCGAUAACGAGCUUCGUCAGAUCGAGAGAGAGAUCAAUCGUUACAAGCCGACGCUGCAAAGCUGCCGCGACGAGUGCGAGAACAUAGAGACGGAAAUUUGCGACGUGAGACAACUGCAGCGGAAAGCGCAGUUCGUGAUGGACAACGUGCGCUGGGAGGAGGAGAAUAUUCACGAGCGUUUUAAAGACAUAAAUCUGAACUACGAUGCGUGCGUAGAGAGAUCGAGUAGUCACGAAGAUCCGAACGAGACGAUUAGCGCGGGGAUAAGCGAGCUGACGACGCAGAGGAGGGAAAUGUUGAAAGAGUUGGGGCGAUUGAGAAGACAAGCGAAUGACAAUGGAAAAAAGCUCACCCGCGUAAGGGCCAUGAUCGCGGAACAGGAAGAAAAGAAUGCGAUGCAGAUUCGAGAAUUGAAGGAGAUAUCUGAAAGCGGUUUAUUCAUUUCGCCAGAUAUAAAGAAACGGAUAAACGCCAUUCUUACACAUCGGGAAAUAAAUGAAGUCGACAGUGCUAUUAAUUAAUGAUACGAUGAAAUGAAAUUUUUCGUAUAAAUAUAAAAUAUUUGUACAGUAUGUACACCAAACAUUUACGAUAUUAUAAAUGUGUCUAA